CUCAUACAAAAACGGUUGUUUUUUUGGAAUGGAUAGAGUGCUGUCUAUCCAUCUCCUCUCUAUCUGGUAACCUGCGGGUUUUGAUUUGAACAUGUCCCUAAGAAAAAAAAAGAGGGUGGUGCAUAAGAAAACCGUUAAAUCAAGUAAAAGUUUCUCAAGUAGAACUCUGCAAAACACUUCAUACAAGUAUGGAUACCAGUAUGAUUGUGACCCAGUAAUAAAAUAUGAUACCGGAAUCAUCAAGAAUUAAGUACAGCACUUUCUCGACCUGAUUGAAUCACUCAACAACCCUCUUAACGCCAAGACGCUUGAAAGGAUAGUAGCUGUGCACACAAGCACAAACAUCAUAAAUCGACUGUUUCUUUCUGUCAGCGAUAUUAUUGAAAUGAGUUGGCUGGAGAGGGAGUUUUAUUCAACACAUAAAGCGAAAUGGGACAGAGUUCUUUUUAAGGUCGAUGAUCAUAAGAUCUCUCUUGGUUACGUAGAGUUUUCUGGUAGUGCAAACGACAACACUACUAUAACAAAAGAGCGAUGUGAUUUAAAAAAAAAUGGCACAGUAAGAUGGUCGAUAUCAUAAAUCAAUACUCUUCAAAAAUAAAGAAAAUUCUGUGU
Messenger RNA from Gilbertella persicaria, 612 nucleotides. RefSeq lists its product as uncharacterized. The transcript has 2 exons. Lineage: Eukaryota; Fungi; Mucoromycota; Mucoromycetes; Mucorales; Choanephoraceae. The record is from RefSeq and is a predicted model, not a curated record. The coding region runs from base 386 to 577 and encodes 63 amino acids.